UGCCACCUAUCAAUGGCAAUCAGUGCCACCUCUCAGUGCUGCCAAUCAGUGCCACCUAUCAGUGCCAGUCAGUGUCGCCUAUCAGUGCGCAUCAGUGCUGCCUAUCAGUGCCAGUCAGUGCCGCCUAACAGUGCCAGUCAGUGCUGCCUAUCAGUGCCAUGCCACCUGUCAGUGCCAUAUAUCAGUGCUGCCUUUCAGUACCCAUCAGUGAUGCCCGUCAAUGCCCAUCAGUGUAACCUACCAGUGCCUCCUCAUCAGUGCCCAUCAGUGCCACCUAUCAGUGUCCAUCACUGCAGCCUCAUU
This is a messenger RNA of Staurois parvus, 303 nucleotides long. NCBI's taxonomy places the organism in Eukaryota, Metazoa, Chordata, Amphibia, Anura, Ranidae. The record is from the annotation of a GenBank genome assembly.